Molecule: messenger RNA, 526 nt
Organism: Corapipo altera (White-ruffed manakin)
Lineage: Eukaryota; Metazoa; Chordata; Aves; Passeriformes; Pipridae
Product: metallothionein
Exons: 3
Coding region: 97-375 (92 amino acids)
Molecular function (GO): metal ion binding
Source: RefSeq, a predicted model, not a curated record
CAUAAAUAGCGGGCGGCCGGCGCCGCUCGGCACCGCUGCCACCCCAUCCCACCGACACGAGCCGAGCCGCGAGAACUGAGCUGAGCCGAGACAACCAUGGACCCCCAGGACUGCACGUGUGCCGCUGGUAAGUGCCCCGUCCUGUCCCGGCUCGCUCUCUCCCGGCUCUCUCCCGGCUCUCUCCCGGCUCACUCUGCUGUCCCGCCGUCCCCAGGUGACUCCUGCUCCUGCGCCGGGUCCUGCAAGUGCAAGAACUGCCGCUGCCGGAGCUGCCGCAAGAGCUGCUGUUCCUGCUGCCCCGCCAGCUGCAGCAACUGCGCCAAGGGCUGCGUGUGCAAGGAGCCGGCCAGCAGCAAGUGCAGCUGCUGCCACUGAGCCGCGCGGCUCCGCUGUAAAUAGCCGGCACGCUUCGGGGGCGGGGGGGCACGGGAAAAAACUACUUCUUCUUCUUUUUUUUUUUUUUCACGUUAUGUAUUUUCUGUACCAGUGGUGAAACUGGAUGGAAAUAAAGGAUUUGUUCUCGAGG